Molecule: messenger RNA, 615 nt
Organism: Fusarium keratoplasticum
Lineage: Eukaryota; Fungi; Ascomycota; Sordariomycetes; Hypocreales; Nectriaceae
Exons: 1
Coding region: 1-615 (204 amino acids)
Source: RefSeq, a predicted model, not a curated record
AUGGCGUCAAAUACCCCCUUGACCUGUCUCCAGUGGCAGGUAUCCCCUGAGGGCACCUGGGCUCGUGAUGUCGACGAAUGCGAGAGAUUUUACAUCACGUCUUCGCGAAAGGAAAAUAGAUGCUUUCCCGUCAGCGGCUGUGCAUCUUUCAACGUCAGCCCUGUUGACUCGAUGCCUACCAUCGAUGAAGAAAACCGUGUUGAGGCGGCUCUGCAGAAGGCCUGGAUCACGCUUCGUUACCAACAUCUGACCCUGGGCUCCCGUAUCGAACAUGACGAAGAUGGCGACCGAUUGCGAAGAGUGUACCGGUCAUUUGAUACCGACGAUGGGCAGGAAAGCUGGGUGGGCUCAACCUUCAAAGUUGUCGAUACCGAUCUUGGGCCGCUCGAGUGGUUCAACAGCGACACAGCCGCUGCCUUUGAGACGGCCACUAUCUUUUUUGUGAGAUCCAAAGGGCAGGAUAGCGACCGUCGGGCAAUCUUAUUAGGAUGCCCCCACGACGUAUCCGAUGGCGUGGGCGUCUUGCAGCUGGUCAGUCAACUGUUCGACCACGCUGCGCAGGCUUUUGAAGAGGGAGAUGAGUAUUCCCUUCCCAAAUGGGGCAAGGAACACUAA